AUGAUGAUGCGCCUCCUGGCGCUCGUCAGCACCGCCGCGGCCGUCAAGGUCACGUCGCGCAACGCCCUGGUCUACAGCACCGUGACCCCGAAACUAAGACUGCAGGGCGAAGGGUUUGCAGGCGACGGCACGAACAUCCACCUCACCUUCGUGCCGGCGUUGGACCCGGCCAAGUAUUCGGUCCUCGUGACGUCGGAGACGAGUCUCUCGGUGUUGCUCAAGGGUUCAGCGACGUGGCCGCUCGGCGAAGGGUUAUCGGAGUCGUCUUUGUACCUCACGGAGUACAGAGACGACACGCAGGGCGACCAGAAUUUGCUGGAGGAGCCCGUCGUGGCCGCGACGGUGUUGAGCACACCUACCGUAGUGAAACACGAAGAUCGGCUCCUCUACAUGUCGGCCUCGCUGAAACUACUCAUAAACGGCACGGCCUUCCGCGCGAAGAAGACGCAGUUGACGUUUGACCCGCCGCUCUAUCAAGAUGUCGAUUAUGUCCUACAAAUCAAGUCGCCCAAGGUGGCUCAAUUGUCGCUAAAAACGGGGCGCAAGUGGAGAUCUGAUGGCAAUCCAGGACCCCUCAAACUCAAGCGCAUCGACACCGGUGCUGGGGCAUUAAGAAUCGACGCCAAAUUUGGGGGAGUGACGGUGGCCGAAGUGCAAGCGAACCUCGGUGGACAUGGUGUUACGGUAGAAACUACGUCAGAUAAAAAAUACUACCAGUCAGCGCCCGAGCUCAAAGUUAUUGGUCAUGGUUUCAACGAGACGGCGCCCAUGAAUCGACUCCGGUGGGGCAACAAGCUCCAGGGCCGAGGCGUGAACUAUACCGUUACUUCCGCCACCACAAAUGCUCUCACGCUAUCGCUAUUAGCUGGUAGCAAGUGGCGGCCGAACGCCGCGAACCUACCUGGGCCGCUCACGCUACUCGCGGUCGACGCCGGCGCGGGCCUCGUGCCGGUCGGUGCCACGGAUGCGAAGAAGGGCCGCGUCGUCGCGACGAUCUACGCGGAUCCCUCGCUCCAUUCGGACCAGACGCGGGAGAUCUACCGGACCUUGACCCAUGAGUUAUGGUUAGUGGGUGGUGGCUUCGUGCGCGGCUCUACGACUGUUAGCCUUGUUGGGGAGUCUGCGGACGGUUCUUUGGAGCUGAGGCCCUUCGUCGACUACUUGUUAAGUGUCUUCAAUGCUACCCAUGCUAGAGUAGCUUUAAGAGAUGGGAAAGCGUGGGCGUCGAAGGCAGGAGGCACGUUAAAAUGUGUCGCACUCGACACGGGCGCCGGCCCGGCCCCGACGGUCUCGAAGGCGAUGCCCCGCGUGCUGGGCACGAUCAAGGAGGACGCUCUGCACGAGUCCGGCGCGCAGAUCUCGCCUACCGCGUCUACUCAAACUUUGUACGAGACUCCUGCACUACGCCAUUUAAAGAUCUCCGGGACCUCGCUGUGCAAGAAAGGGUAUAGUGGAAAGGACGCGAAGGUCGAAUUCAAGCAGGGCAUCUCGUCCGACGUCUUUUCCGUCACGAAGGCGUCGCCGACCGAGAUCCAGAUGGAAUUAAAGGACAAGCAGCGCUGGCCGGUAGGUGUUCUAUACGUGACGCAGAUCACCUGUGGGGAUAAAACCAAAAGAACCUUCGCGAACGGUCAAGGUGUCGGCGUCGCGACGGUCCUCCGCGAUCCUGUGGUUGACGCCCACCCCGAGCUCAAGCUGUACGGCACGCAUUCGAAGAGAUUGGUGGUGCGAGGUUCGGGCUUCUCGCCGGACGGCACGUCGUUGACCCUAGAGCCAACUAGAGCCGCCAAGUACAGUGUGAUCGAGGCCACCGAGUGGUCUGUAACAUUGGAACUCAAAGAAGAUGGAGCGUGGUGCGACGACCUGAAAGAUGACAAAGGCGUCGAGCUCAAAGUAACCAAAGUAGAUUCGGGUGCGGGCGAGGUCAUCUUCGACAAACCGAUAGUUGUGGCGACAGUCGUCAAGGAACCGGAUGGUGAUAUCUGCGACGAUUCCUGCGAGUGGGCCCUGGACGGUGUGUGUGACGACGGCACGCAGCCGGCGGUCGAAGAUGAUGAGUAUGGUUGGGACGAUGACUGGGGGGGGAGGUAUGGGGACGACAACUACUACGCGGGUUUUUAUGACGACGCUUACGGCCAGUAUUGGGACGACGAAGGUAGUCUACCGGCCUGCGCCUACGGCACGGACUGCACGGACUGCCAACCGUUGCAUGGGGAUGCCACACAAAAAGAAGUUGAAGAAGUAGAAUGCGACAACACGUGCGCGUAUGCUAGGGAUGGCUUCUGCGACGACCCGCGCCAGGGCGGAGAAUGCGCGUUAGGAACGGACUGCCAGGACUGCGGUCCCGCGUCCAAGGGCAACUUCAGCACCUACGAGGACGACACGUGGUGGGACGACGACGAGAGCAACUGGUCCGCUCGCGGCGUCCCACGUCGGUGCCUUCACUUCAAUACGACUCGUCUCCAGGAACGAUGGAAGUGGGUGGUUUCUUUUUCGAGUUUGAGGCCAUUCCGCGCAGGUACUGGGACGACGACUACUUCGCGGACGGCGACGAUGAACGAAGGCACUUCGAGGACUGGCACGACGACGAGGAGAAGAAGGCUUCUACCGUAGGGUAUGUCAAGUCCGCGGACCCUUUUGCCGUCGAGCCCGACGAGGACACUGGGGCUGCGGCCACUUUACUUGUUACUGCCUUACUAGUUACUGGCGCAUUACUAGGGUGCUGCGCCGUCGUGCGCGUGGCUCGGGGCGACCGCUGUGUCGUGAGGAAGGGCAACGAAAAAGCCGACUUGGCGCAGGCGUGGUCCGAGAUGACGGAGCGCCAGGACAAGAAGAAGGCCGACGUGCCGAUCACGCCGGACGUGACCUUCUCGGGCGCGAUGGCCUGA
Molecule: messenger RNA, 2888 nt
Organism: Pelagomonas calceolata
Lineage: Eukaryota; Pelagophyceae; Pelagomonadales; Pelagomonadaceae
Source: the annotation of a GenBank genome assembly